Triplophysa rosa is the source of this 1848-nucleotide messenger RNA. It is a transcript of the gene p2ry8, whose product is annotated as P2Y receptor family member 8. Gene Ontology annotation, molecular function: G protein-coupled receptor activity. The transcript is spliced from 2 exons. Gene Ontology annotation, biological process: positive regulation of Rho protein signal transduction; phospholipase C-activating G protein-coupled receptor signaling pathway. Lineage: Eukaryota; Metazoa; Chordata; Actinopteri; Cypriniformes; Nemacheilidae. Gene Ontology annotation, cellular component: membrane. The record is from RefSeq and is a predicted model, not a curated record. The coding region runs from base 53 to 1201 and encodes 382 amino acids.
GUAUGAUAUUUUGAAACUUUUCUGUACUACUGAGCUUUAACUUUUGCUUGAAAUGAACAGUCGGGCAGGGUACUUCCUUUCUGCAAGAAGUUUCCUGAGUACAACACUCAUACUAAGAGUAACUGCCAUCAACACGCGAGGGAAGUUGCACAUGCUUCUUGAGGUUGAGAAAACAACAAUGAACAUGUCACACGAGUACAACUUUACCAAAAUGGAUGCAGCCACCUUGGCCAUGUUUGACAACAAAUGGGCCAGUAAUCUUGUCUCAGCCAUCUACGUUGUAGUGACUCUGGCUAACCUCAGUGGUAAUGGACUCUCUCUGUUUCUGCUGUUGGUACGCACCUCUCCGAAGAGCCCGUCGAUCAUCUUCAUGAUCAACCUGACCCUAACUGACCUGAUACUAGGAACUGUGCUUCCAUUUCAGAUCCUCUACCAAAUGCAGGGCUACAACUGGACUUUGGGUACAGGGAUGUGCAACGUGCUGACUGUUGUAUUUUACGCCAACAUGUACUGCUCUGUUUUGUCCAUGACUGCCAUCAGUGCUGACCGCUAUCUGGGCAUCGUGAAACCGAUGCGCUUCAGAGAGAAGAGAAAGAAUAAAUAUGCAGUCAUGGCCUGUAUAUUUAUGUGGCUAUUGGUCCUUGCCAUUCUGAGUCCUUUGGAAAGCUCAGAUCUGACAUAUUAUGUAAAAGAGCGUGAAAUCAUCACCUGCUUCGACGUGUUACGGAGAAACAUGUUACCGUCCAUUGCCCACUGGGCGGCCUUCCUGUUCGGGAUGUUUAUUGUUCUCUUCCUCUGUCCGUUCAUCAUAACGGUGUAUUGCUACAUUAAUAUCAUCUGUACGCUGGUCAGGAAGGCUAAAAGUCAUCAAAAAGGGCGUGCCGUGCGUCUGGCAUGUGCCGUUUUGUUUGUGUUCAUAUUUUGUUUCGCACCCAAUAACAUAUUACUUUUGGCACACACGAUUACAAGACUGUACUAUGGCAAAUCUCUUUAUAUGUACUAUAAGCUUUCUCUCUCUCUCAGUUGCAUUAAUAGUUGCAUAGAUCCAUUUAUAUAUUAUUUUGCCUCUAAAGAGUUCCGUCGAAAGCUAAGACAAAUGCUGAGGUUGCAGACUCUCAGCACGACAGAGACUCAAAUGAUCGAGGGCCAUAGGGAGAGCAUUUUCUCUGCUCGCACGACAUUCAAUGCAAAUGAUGACUGAACUCGAAGCUGCACUGCCAAAUGUGUCAGACCCCGUGUGAUAACCAGGAGGCCACCGCUCUGACAUAACUUUCAACAUUUCUAAUAACCAGUGUAAUUCAUAAAGAAUAUUCGAAGAAGGACUAUUUUUCCUUAGAUUAGUUUUAGUUGUUUUGUUUUGUGUUGCAUCUUGCAUUUGUUCUGUUUUUAUUUCCUGGCAGGGCAGCUGAGGAAAAGCAUGCCACUCACAUGCCUUUUCAAAACAUGGCAUGUGAUGUUUGUAUAUAUUUUUUUUCUGGUACUGGAAUAACCAAGUUCCUCUCACUGAGGCUUUUGCAAAACUUGUGUGUUGUUUUGAAAAAGUUAACAGUUGUGUGUUGGAACCGUGUAGCAUUAUUAGGAAACUAUUUCAUAUUUCAUGUUUUGGGCUAACUGUAAAAAGUAAAAAUACAGUAUAUUAAAAAGACUUAUGGCAGCUAUUGAACAUCUAAGAAUGAUCUACGCUGUAAUAUGUGCUGUUUGGGCUGUUUUAGUAUUUAUUUUACAUCUUUUAACUUAAGCUGUUUAUAACAUUGCUGCAUUAUACUGUGUUAUACUGUUUUAAAGUGUAGUGCACUCUGUUGUAACAAAGUCGCCGUGUGUCACCUUAAAUUUAAUAAAUACAUUUUA